This is a messenger RNA of Morus notabilis, 671 nucleotides long. Its product is annotated as cysteine-rich and transmembrane domain-containing protein WIH1. Gene Ontology annotation, cellular component: plasma membrane. The transcript has 3 exons. The coding region runs from base 191 to 427 and encodes 78 amino acids. The record is from RefSeq and is a predicted model, not a curated record. Lineage: Eukaryota; Viridiplantae; Streptophyta; Magnoliopsida; Rosales; Moraceae.
UUCUCUCAUACCUCAAUAUAUAAAUAAGAAACCAAUCUUGAAGUCUUCAUAUCGUUUUUUAUUAGCUUCUUUUUCAAUCAAAAACCCAAUUCUCAUUUCUGCUCUCAAAAUCUUCGAAACAGGAAAGUUUUAUCGGUUUCUGACCUCUUCUUCAGAGAAGACAAAAAAAAAAAAAAAAAAAAAAAGAGAGAUGAGUUACAAUCAACAGCAACAUCCUGUCGGUGUUCCUCCUCCUCAAGGUUACCCUACAAAGGACGCCUACCCUCAAACGGGUUACCCGGCUCAAGGAUAUCCCUAUCCUCCUCAGGGUUAUCCUCAAGAUGGAUAUUAUGCCCAACCUCCUAGGAGAGAGAGAUCAGACACUGGUUGCAUUGAAGGAUGCUUGGCGGCACUUUGCUGCUGUUGCCUUUUGGAUGCUUGCUUCUGAGGAGAAACCUUCUGGCUGAAUAGUAGUGCUGAUUGAUUCAAAUUUGUAGUUGUAAUACCUUUAUCUUUGGGGAAAUUAUUUAUGUCUUAAAAGUUAGAUUGUGUCUAAAAUAGCAUUCUAGAGAUGAAAUAUAUACUUAUGUAAUAAUGUCUUUGGCCUUGUAAUAAAUAUAACUUUGAAGAUUUUUCAUGCAUUUUAUUUUAUAUAUGAUGUAUGAAGAUGAUUACAUAUCUUCUUCUUUCCC